This is a messenger RNA of Drosophila takahashii, 345 nucleotides long. Lineage: Eukaryota; Metazoa; Arthropoda; Insecta; Diptera; Drosophilidae. The record is from RefSeq and is a predicted model, not a curated record.
AUGGCAUCCCCAGUACUUUCUCUCCUCCUCAUCGGAAUCUUCUGUCUCGCCCUUUUCAACAAAUCCGCGGCUGUAUGUUGUCUCACCAAGGAGGAAGUGACCUUCAAAAUUGCCAGGGGAGAAUGCAAGGAUGCGGGAGGAUAUGGAAACGAUCCUGACAAUUGCACAAUCCUAAUUUGCGGCGAUGGAUUGCACAAUGUGGGAAUGUUCUGCGGCCAAGGAUCCUGCAACAUUUUCGGCUGCAACUGUGAUGGCGGAUGUUUGGAAGGCGAUUUUUCCAAGACCUUUGCAGAGAGAUACGAGAUCUACGGAGUCGAAAUCAUUAGGGUAAACAGGAUGCUGUAG